CUAGGACCGGCUCCCCAGGGGAGAAACUUAUCUAGGAGUAAAGGAAAGAAGAACUUGAAGAUCUGGUCUGCCAUCGUGAGUGCAUCUCUCCCUGUGCAGCGGCCCCUUGCCUAACUCAUCCAUGCUGCCUGUUGCGGCAGCUGCCGAGCUCCUCACAUUCACCGGGCCGCCUUUGCGUCUUCAGCACUCUCUCAGCCGCCGUCACAGUCACAGGCUGCCUGCCCAUGCGCAUCUCUUCGCCGCUGCCUCUGAUGAGCCGAUUGGCCCUCCUGUCUGCAUCGUCGACACGGACACGUCAGGCAAGCAGUCCGCCCGGGAGAUCUCAGAGCGGUGCGGCAUUCCCCUGGCGACGGCUGACCAGUCAGAGUGCUCGUUUCUGCUGGAGUAUCGGUCGUCCGACGGGCAUCUGACGUUGAGGAGAAGAGGGGACUCUGUCAGAUCUGCGUUGAGUGUGGACUAUGUGGGCGGGCGGCUGGGCAGGCGGCUGGUGGGCGUGUCGAGGGGGCAGGGACCGAGGGAGAUGGUGGCAAAAGCCGUCACGUCAGCCAAGGUGAAGGCUCCGUGUGUGUGGGAUAUGACGGCAGGUGAGGAACACGAACACUGCAAGGCGUGUGAUGUGAUGGUUGUCAUGGGGUCCUGUAGGGCUGGGUCGUGAUGCUGCUGUGUUGGCUGCCGCUGGCUGCACCGUGCGCAUGUUGGAAAGACAUCCUGGACUCGCUGCAUUGCUCGAAGGUCGGUCACACAUGCACAUACAUAGCGGGCAUGACUCUGACCCCUGUUUGGUUGGCUCCUCCUUCAGAUGGUGUGCAGCGGUUGCAUCGUCACACUGACGCGAACACCCGCCCAGCAGCCGAUAGCCAGGGCAUCUUCCUUGACGGUACUCCUUCAGCCGCCCUUGUCCCUGGACCGGGGUUCAGCAAGCGGCUGUUGGGCUGCCACUGUAUGGACAGCUCGGGGCUGAUUAAGCCUGGUGAUCUGCAGCGAGAUGUGCCGUCUUGGAUGACGGACGAGCGGCCGGACGUGUGCUACCUGGACCCAAUGUUCCCGCCACGGACAAAAUCAGCCGAGGUACAUCGACAGGACAAGACACCACACCAGACAUAGGCAUGCUCUACUUGACUCUGUGUGCGUCAGGUGCGAAAGGAUCUUCGUCUGCUGCAAGACCUCCUCGGGCACUCGGACACGGACGCCGACCACGAGAUGCUUUUCCGCACGGCGCUGCGCCUGUGUCGGUGGCGUGUGGUGGUGAAGCGGCCUGCCUCUGGUCCACCACUGCUGGGUGUGCAGCCGUCCAUGUCUGUGAGAGGCAGAGAUACCAUCAACCGUUUCGAUGUGUACCUGAAAGAUGAGUUCGCGACGUGGGCUGAUGGGUGACAAGUCUGUCGGUUGGAGGGCGUUGGAUCCUGCGAGUGCUUGUCGAUAGUUCUGUGGUUCUGACGUUUGGUUGGAUCUUGCCAUGAGCAUUGAAGUUUGAAGCUGACGCUUUUCGCUCGACGGAAGCGGCUCUGUCGGUGAGGUGCCUGUGCUUGAAGCCUCGGUGCUCAGGUUACUGCUGACCCUUGCUUGUUGCACUUUGCUGGAUCUCUUGCGGCACCCCGCGAC
This is a messenger RNA of Vitrella brassicaformis, 1602 nucleotides long. NCBI's taxonomy places the organism in Eukaryota, Vitrellaceae. The record is from the annotation of a GenBank genome assembly.